UUUACCUGCUACCCACACAUCCAGUCAGUGAUCAAAUCUUGUUACAUUCAAGUUGUUAAUAUUUCUUUCUUUUUUUGAAAUUGAAAUAAAGUGCACACAAAUCCUUGGGGUACAACUUGAUGAAUUUUUCAUACGCGCUGCAGCUGGAUAGCUAUCACCCAGCUCAAGAUAAAGGGCAUUUUCUGUACCGCAGAAGGCUUCUGUUCUUUCCAAGACUGUACUUGCCGACUCAGUCAAAGGGGCCAGUGUCAUUUGAGGAUGUGACUAUGGGCUUCACCCAGGAGGAGUGGCAGCACCUGGACCCUGCUCAGAGGACCCUGUACAGGGACGUGAUGCUGGAGAACUAUAGCCACCUCAUCUCAGUGGGGUAUUGUGUUACCAAACCAGAGGUGAUUUUCAAAUUGGAGCAAGGAGAAGAGCCAUGGAUGUUAGAGGAAGAGUCCCAAAGUCAGAGCCACCCAGAAUUAAUCAUUAGUAAUAGACACUCCUUUGUAAGGCAGCUUGAUGAGUUUAAUACACAUGGGAAAUUACUCCUCUGUACAAAGCACAGGAAUUCUCAUUCUAGAGAGAAAUCUUUAGAAUAUGAUAGAACUGGAAAAGCCAUUAGUCCAAAUGACAUAUUUCAGCAUCAAGAUACUCAAAUUCUGAAGCUUUCUUCUGAAUAUAAUGAAUGUGGGAAAGCCUUCAAUGAGGGGGCGACUUUCAUUACCCAUAAGAGAGCAAGCUCAUGGGAGAAGCCCUAUGGAUGUAAUGAACAUGUCAAAGCCUUUUCUGAUAGACCAACAUUCACUGUUCAUCAGGGAACUCAUACAAGGGAGAAUCACUAUGAAUUGAAUGACUGUGGGAGGUGGUCUGUUUGUGAGAAGUCAAAUUUAAGUAAGCACCAUGGAGUUAUCAUGGAGAAGAGAUACUAUGAGUGUAUUGAAAGAGAGGAAACCUUUAACUGUUUUGAAGAUUGGGAAGUAUUCUGCAAGAAGCCAAAUUUCAUUCAGCAUCAAGAAACACAUAUAGGGAAAGAAGUCUAUAAAAUUAAUCAGUGUGCUACUGCAUUUUACAAGAAGCCAAAGCUUCCUACAUAUCAGAAAACAGAUAUAAGAGAAAAACUCUAUGAAUGUAGGGAAUGUGGGAAAACCUUCAGCCAUAAGUCAUCUCUCAUCCUACAUCAGAGGAUACACAGAGGGGAGAAACGCUAUGAGUGCACCAAAUGUGGGAAAACCUUUGGGUAUAGGUCAGGCCUCACAGUACAUCAGAGAACACACACAGGGGAGAAACCCUAUGAAUGUAAUGAAUGUGGAAAAAAUUUCUGUGAGAAGUCAGAUCCCUGUGUACAUCAGCGAACACACAGAGGGGAGAAACCCUAUGAAUGUAAUGAAUGUCAGAAAGCCUUCAGUGCUAGGUCAGCUCUCACAGUACAUAAGGGAAUACAUAGUGGGGAGAAACCCUAUGAAUGUAAGGAAUGUGGGAAAACUUUCUCCCAGAAGCCAAACUUCAUUAAUCACCAGAGAACUCAAGGAGAGAAAACCUAUGGAUGUCACAAAUGUGGAAAAUCCUUCUCUGUGAAGUCGAAACUGAGGGAACAUCAGAGAACACACACAGGAGAGAAGCCUUAUAAAUGUAAUGAGUGUGGGAAAACUUUCUACCAUAAGUCAUCCCUCACAGUACAUGAGAGAACCCACACAGGGAAGAGACCCCAUGAAUGUAACCAAUGUGGGAAAACCUUCUAUCAGAGUCACUCCUCACAACACAUCAGAGAACACACUAGGGAGAAACACUACAGGUGUAAUGGAACCUUUCACCAGCAUCUCGAUUUCAGUAAACAGCAGAGAAACAGUACUAAGAAGAAACCCCUAUUUCCUGGCACAGUUGUGAAGUGGAUGCUUGCUCAAGAUUUAGUCACUGUAGACAGGUUUGUGACAGCAGAUGACCAGAACCUGGGGUCCAGCAACCCCACUCCUCCUUGUGAAAUCCGCAGAGACAUCCUUGAAGGUUACUGGUUCCUAAAAGAUGAAGCACAUUCCUCCUCAACUGACAACCAUCUGCACAAAGGGCCCCAGAAGGAAGGCCUCAGCCUGAAGGGGCACCACCACACCACCCUCCUCAGGAAACUGAGGACAACCAGGUGCCCCGGCAGGAGUGACUCUACCCCACUAGUCACCAAAGCAGCAGCAGCUGUUUCCUCCAGGCUCUCCUCUAAGGUCACAGUCUCCACUGUGUCUGAGGAGAGGGAUGAGAGAUUUCGGCUGCCCGAGACGCCUGAAGGCCUGACUCGUUUCUGGGGUGCAGGGGCUCUGACGCAAUCUCUUUUCAUCACGGACAGGGCUGUGGGACGGAAACUUCGGUCUCUCACAGGAGCCCCUCUCGGUCCCCUAACGUCCACUGAAAUCCUCCUUCGAAUAUGGCCAGUCACCGGCGCGGAAAAGCCGGCCCGUACGGAUUGCGCGGGCGGCCAUACCGCUCUCACCUCCCACGUGGAAUCCGACACCUGGAAGCACAGGAUUCGCUAUACGGCCCCCGCUCCAGCGCCUACAGACCCGAACUACAAGUCCCAGAAAGCAGCGGGUGGGCCUCGCCCACUUCCGGCGUCGACCCUUAGGCUUCGCGAGGCGCUUCGCCCAAGGAGCGCGGCUCCGGCAUGCCCGGCUUGCACCUGUGUCUCGGCUGUAAAUACAGUGAGGGUGGUCACGGCUCUUCAGCGCGCGCAGCUUUCUGGCCCAACCCUCCCAGCUUGGUCGGGAACGGCUGCCGCCGGACGGGGGCACAAAGACCUGGUGCGCUCCUCCUUUCCCCGAGGGGUUGGCUUAGUCAAGAUUCUUUGUCCUUGCCUGGGAGAACAGUUCAGGGGACAGACGGCCCCAAGACUACCAAGAACCCACAUCCAGGGAUCACUGACGUUUGGGGAUGUGGCUGUCGCCUUUACCCAGAUUGAAGGGAGACACCUGGGUGCUGCUCAGUGGGCCCUGUACAGGGAUGUGAUCCUGGAGGACUAUGGCAAUCUGGUGUUUGUGGGGCUUCUCUCUUCCAAACCCAAGCUAAUAACCCAGUUGGAGGAAGAGCCAUGGAUGGAAGUACAAGAGGUUCCAUCAGGUACCUAUGCAGUUCAGGAGUACAUAUUUGAAACAAAGAUGUCAGCCCUACAGCAAAAUACUUCUGAGAGAUCUGAUUUGGGAGAACAAACAAAAAGUGUCAUGAUGGAAAGAAGCCUGGAUUGGGAAGGCAGAAGUUGCAUAGAGAAGGCACACUAUAAAUGCGAGGAAUGUGGGAAAGUCUUCAAAUAUAAUUCCUCCUUUAUUAGCCACCAGAGAAAUCAUACUGGUGAGAAACCCCAUAAAUGUAAAGAAUGUGGGAUAGCCUUUAUGAGCAGCUCAUCCCUUUUAAGUCAUCAUGAAAUUUACAUAGGCAAGAAAUGUUUCAGAUGUGUUAAAUGUGGGAAAUUCCUCAAGAAGCACUCAACAUUUGUUAAUCAUCAGAAAAUUCAUUCUAGAGAGAAACUCCAUAAAUGCAAUGAAUCGAAAACUUUCAGAAAUAACUCUAUUCUUUUAAGUCACCAUAGAAUUCAUACUGGUUAGAAACCCUACAGAUACAAUGAUUGUGGGAAAGCCUUUGCUCAGAAUUCAGGCCUUGCUCAUUAUGUGAAAAUACAUAGUGGAGAGAAGCCAUUUAAAUGUAAUGAAUGUGGGAAAACUUUCCGGGAUAACUCAGCUGUCUUGUACCAUCAGAGAAUACAUACUGGUGAGAAACUGGAUCAGUGUAAUGAAUGUGGAAAAUGCUUUAGGAAAACCUCAAGUCUUCUUAGUCUUCAAAGAAUGCAUUCAGGAGAGAAACCUUAUCUCUGUAGUAAAUGUGGAAAAUCUUUCAGGUAUAGCUCAUCCUUUGCUGGACAUCAGAAGACUCAUAGUGGAAAUAAACCCCAUCAAUAAACCCCAUUACAUCAAUGUAAUGACUGUGGGAAAGCCUUUAGGAAGAGCUCAGCCCUUAUUGAACAUCAGAGAAUUCUUACUGGAGAAAAGCCCUAUCGCUGUAAGAAAUGUGGGAAAUUCUUCAGGCAUAGCUCUGGCCUUGCUGAACAUCAGAAAAUCCAUACAGGAGAAAAACCUUAUGAAUGUAAUGAAUGUGGGAAGGCUUUUCCUCAGAAUUCAAGCCUCAAACAACAUAAGAAAAUUCAUAACAAAGAAAGAGCCAUCAAAUGUAGUUCGUUUGGUAAAUCAUGCAGAGAUAGUUUAUUCCUUUUUUACCAUCAAGGAGGAGACAUUCAAUAA
This is a messenger RNA of Balaenoptera musculus (blue whale), 4256 nucleotides long. RefSeq names its product zinc finger protein 485 (gene ZNF485). The record is from RefSeq and is a predicted model, not a curated record. Gene Ontology annotation, biological process: regulation of DNA-templated transcription. NCBI's taxonomy places the organism in Eukaryota, Metazoa, Chordata, Mammalia, Artiodactyla, Balaenopteridae.